Molecule: messenger RNA, 2397 nt
Organism: Cuscuta campestris
Lineage: Eukaryota; Viridiplantae; Streptophyta; Magnoliopsida; Solanales; Convolvulaceae
Source: the annotation of a GenBank genome assembly
GUUCGCGGCGGUGAAUAACUGCUGGGAAGUUGAGGAAGUUGUGUUAGUAGCAUUUGGAGCUAGGCUUUGUAGAUUCCACUGCAUGUUUGAUUGAUUUGUAUUGCGAUGAUGAUGGCGGAUGAGAGCGCUAAGCGUUGGUCUCCUGAGAAGUUGCCAGAGCCUGGCGGCGGAGAAGCUGAGGCCUCGGAAAUUCCGAGUGAGAGAGAUUUGGAUUUGGAGAUGGUUUGGAGCUUGCUUUCGGACAAUGAUUCUGAUCCAGCACAGGGUAAGAAGAAAGGGGUGCCUGUGCCGUUGGAUGAGGUUACCAUCCACACAAAGACAAAGAAGCACGACGGAAAGACUUGGGUGGAUCCGGGACAUGCUGAGCUACAGGCAACCAUGGCCGACAAAAAUCCUUCCUCCGGCAAGGCUAUUUCAACCUCCGACACCUCUUCCUCCAACAACUCUCCUCACCUCGCCUUCACAACUAUAUCAAAUAUCAAACUUCACAUCCCCGUACAACUGAGUUUAUCGGAGCCAAAUUACAAAAAGUGGAGUCGCUUGUUUCGUCUCUUGAUUCUCCGUUUCAAUCUCAAAGGCUUCAUCGACGGCACCACCAUCGCCUCUUCUGCAGAUGACGCCGAAUGGUACCAAUUUGAUGCACUCAUUCAAGGGUGGAUCCUCUCAACCAUUACGGAUGAGGUUUCUGAUCUCGUUCUCGCCAACAAUCUCUCCGCUCAUGCACUAUGGAAGGCCAUCUACAAUCUCUUCCACGACAACAAGCACGCCCGGGCGAUGCAACUGGAACAUCGCUUCCGCACCACCGUCAAGGGCAUGUUGAAACACGGCGAUGGGAAGAUCUUCCCAUCGAUGGGUAAGCAGUCCCUUAGCCAAACCAAUUUUCAGAACCAUGCCAAACAGCGAUGGGAAGUUCUACCCAUCGAUGUUAAAGCCUUGGUGCAACAUUACCACAAGGCAGAAUGCCCUUACCCAGCGAUGGGAAGCUUUACCCAUCGAUGGGAACCCAGCGAUGGGAAGGCUAAACCAUCGAUGGGAAGCUUGUUUCCCUUGGUUGUACGAAGGAAAGGUAUUUUCCUUCGGGUUGAAGUCUUGGAGUGCGGUAUCUCCGAGCAAGGAAUAGGUGAAGGACAAUCAACCACACGACCACCUCUUUUUGAUGGAACCAACUAUACAUAUUGGAAUGAACGAAUGAGAAUCUAUAUUCGUUCCACGAACUUCCAAUUAUGGUUGGUUAUCAAAAACGGGGAAGAGGUGCCAAUGAAGAAAGUUGGAGACAAGUUGAUCCCCAAGACCGAAGACGAGUUUGAUGCCGAGGACAUCAAAAAGGUCGAGAACUAUGCAAAGGCAAUAAACAUGCUUUAUUGUGCCGUAAAUCCUGAUGACUACCGCAAGAUUUCCUGCUGCUCAACCGCCAAGGAGAUGUGGGAUAAGUUAGAGGUGACGUACGAAGGAACGGACCAAGUACGUGAAGCCAAGGUCGACUUCCUCACCCAAGAGUAUGAGAUGUUUAGGAUGAAGGAGCAUGAAAAGAUCGACGACAUGUCCGUUCGCUUUUCUAAGAUAGUCAACGAUCUUCAUGCAUUAAAGAAGACUUACACCGACAGGGAUCUUGUGCGAAAGAUCCUACGAAGCUUAACAUCCGAAUGGCGAUCUAAGGCCGAUGCCAUCUAUGAGUCAAUCGGCACAUCAAAUGUCACCAUCGACAGUUUAAGAGGUAACUUAAAAAUAUAUGAAUCUACUAUACUUAAUCCGUCUUUGAAUGACCAGAGAAAAGGCAUAGCAUUAAAAGCCUCCAAAGAACCGACAAUGAAUGACUCAAGCGACGAAGAUGAAGUCAAGCUCAUCAUGAAGAAGUUUUGCAAACUUCUAAAGAAAGAGAAGGCUGAGGAUGGCCCUGUGUGCUAUGGAUGUGGUGAAGCCGGGCACAUCAAGAACAAAUGCCCAAGAAACGGAAGGAAUGCUCGUCACUUCAAAAAGCAAAGAGCAUACAUCUCUUGGGGUGGCGACUCCGGCGAUGAGUCAAGCGAGCAAGAGGAAGACGAGGAAGCAAACCUUUGUCUCAUAGCUCAAGAAGAAGAGGAGUCCGCCAACGACGAAAACCAAGAGAAAGGACGAGAGAGAGAGACGGUGAAGAAGAUGGCAACCACAGGAGAACCAGAAAGAGAAGGAGCAAAAAAGGUUGCUAUGAGCAUGACGAAGAUCCCUUAUGCAAGAACAUGGUUCAAGUAAAACGACAAAAAUGAUUCAAAGGGUAUGGAAUGAUGAAAGGUCAAAGAAAAAGAGAACCUCCACACAUUGUUCAAGAAUAUAUGGAUGAAAUUAGUGGCAAUGACAAGAAUUGUUAGAGAUAAUUAUGUACUUGAAGUGGAAACACAAGAAGAAAGAGAUGAGAUUGUG